This is a messenger RNA of Corticium candelabrum, 895 nucleotides long. RefSeq lists its product as uncharacterized. The transcript is spliced from 2 exons. Bases 87 to 704 code for a protein of 205 amino acids. The record is from RefSeq and is a predicted model, not a curated record. NCBI's taxonomy places the organism in Eukaryota, Metazoa, Porifera, Homoscleromorpha, Homosclerophorida, Plakinidae.
GACCGCAGCUAGGAGCUGCGAGUGAACAAGCAGCAUACCACAGUUGAGGUGGCUGCAAGUCGUGACUACGGUCGCAAUGCGACAGCAUGGCUGAAUCCUUUCCUUACCUCGCAGGAGAGUAUAACUGUUCAACUGUCCUAAAGGAGUACGAUGAGCUUAUCUACAAGAAAGUGGGAAGUGCAAGGUGGCCCGAAUGGAAGCACAAACCUGGCAUACCAACAUACGAACUGAUCGUUUCAGCAACAAAGGGAGUUCGAUUAGUCGUCAAGGAGCCACGAUUCGUAUGGGAAAUCACGGAAAGAGUUCUUGAGGUGCUCUUCGAUGAUAGAGAGACAUGGGAAGAGUUUUUCGAGCUCGACAGUCCGUUGAGGAAACUAGUGGAAGAAGCAUGCGGUACUAAAGUUCGAAUAAACAUCUUUCGAGCCAGAAAUGACUAUUUGAUUCAAGCUGCCAAGGCUGUAUACGACUGUGGCAGAAGCAAGAGGCCAACGAAAAAGCUUGCCAUCUCUCCACCCCAAAAGUCUCCGUCUAAAACCUCUCUCAUUGCGUCAAGUGCUAGUGAUACAUCUCUGACUAAAGCGCAUGUGACGUCACCAACAGAGAAGCCUCCUAGACUUCGAUCCCCACCUGACUCGCUGUCUAGUCCACCCAGUAAACUGAAUGUAAAAGAGGAGAGGGAAGUCGAUGGGUUUAACGUUAAUUAGUAAUUAGUAUUUUGUGACAAAUAUCAUGCAGGUAAUUAAUUAAUUAAUGCAUUGUGUGUAAUGAGCUUACGUCUGCAUCUACAAGAGUUGUUGAAUUCUAUUACCUACUGUACAGUACAUGUACCUAUACACUGUACAGCAGGAGAGCAGAAGCGUUUUUGAUAUAUCGGUUUACAGUGAAUAAUACAAUU